Molecule: messenger RNA, 589 nt
Organism: Megalops cyprinoides (Indo-Pacific tarpon)
Lineage: Eukaryota; Metazoa; Chordata; Actinopteri; Elopiformes; Megalopidae
Product: C-C motif chemokine 19-like
Exons: 4
Coding region: 90-416 (108 amino acids)
Biological process (GO): cellular response to type II interferon; positive regulation of GTPase activity; monocyte chemotaxis
Cellular component (GO): extracellular region
Molecular function (GO): CCR chemokine receptor binding; chemokine activity
Source: RefSeq, a predicted model, not a curated record
UUUGGAGAAGAGACACAGCAGAGGAAGACAGGAAGAGGACAGUGUACCACACAGCCGGCACUCAUCCGCAGCAGCCUCACAGCGCAGACAUGGCCACGAGCAUCUCUCUCUGCCUCUGGGUCUUCCUCCUGUACUGCCUCUCCAGUGUCAUCCAAGGAGAGCGAGCUAUGGACUGCUGCCUCAGGGUCAGCUAUGAGGAAAUCCCAAAGCAUAUCGUCAAGCGCUACACUCACCAGACCCGAGGCUAUGGCUGUGACAUCAGCGCUGUCAUCUUCACAACCAAGAGAAACCGGAACCUGUGUGCCCCUCCUGGCGUUUCCUGGGUGGCAGACGUGAUCAGCUACCUGGACAAGGAGCUGAAGAGGUGCAAGGAAAGGAGUUUUAAGGGUCAGAGAUGUAAGAGUCUGCGAGCUUGAACGUUUUGCGUCUCCUCUGGGGAAACAGGAUCACACACAACAGGAUCACUCCUCUGGGCUGCUUGGUCACUCAGGCAGGGAGUAAAGCCUAAAAUAAUUGCGAUUACUCCUCCAUUUGCAGACACUGUUGAUACAGAGGUGUCUAUUUUCAUUUGUACUUAUUAUAGUCUCUG